AUGGAACAUUUGAGGGGUUUCAUCUUUUGCAUUUGUUUUUUCAUAAUAGCUGCAAUGAAUGGCUCUGUUGAAGCUUCCAAGCAGUUCAAAGUGGGUGAUCAUAUAGGCUGGCAGCAGCCUGGUGCUAAUAACACUGAGGUGUAUACCCAGUGGGCUACCAGUAAAAGGUUUCAUGUUGGAGACUCCCUUUCAUUUGAAUAUCAGAAUGAUUCAGUCCUUGUGGUGGAGAAAUGGGAUUACUAUCACUGCAACAUAAACAAACCCAUCUCUUCCUUUGACGAUGGAAACACUGUCAUCAAUCUUGAUAGGCCCGGACUCUUCUACUUCAUCAGUGGAGUCCCCGAUCACUGCAAGAAGAGUCAGAAACUAAUGAUCCAGGUGAUGGGUCUGCACCAAAGAGCUGAAUCUUCACCUGGAAUUCCAAAUACGCCUGAGGUUGGCCUUGCACCAGGCCCGCACCCUAGUAGUUCAGGAAUAGUUGUUACAGUCACACUUACUUCAGUCUUUCUAGCACUUAUUCUCACAGUUGUAACUAUGGUAUGA
Gossypium raimondii (Peruvian cotton) is the source of this 543-nucleotide messenger RNA. Its product is annotated as mavicyanin. The coding region runs from base 1 to 543 and encodes 180 amino acids. The transcript is spliced from 2 exons. Gene Ontology annotation, cellular component: plasma membrane. Lineage: Eukaryota; Viridiplantae; Streptophyta; Magnoliopsida; Malvales; Malvaceae. Gene Ontology annotation, molecular function: electron transfer activity. The record is from RefSeq and is a predicted model, not a curated record.